Messenger RNA from Arachis duranensis, 3624 nucleotides. RefSeq names its product putative disease resistance protein At3g14460. Gene Ontology annotation, biological process: defense response to other organism. The transcript has a single exon. The record is from RefSeq and is a predicted model, not a curated record. Bases 151 to 3624 code for a protein of 1157 amino acids. Gene Ontology annotation, molecular function: ADP binding. NCBI's taxonomy places the organism in Eukaryota, Viridiplantae, Streptophyta, Magnoliopsida, Fabales, Fabaceae.
CCAUGUCUUGUUGCUAAGGAAUCAUUGACUCCUCCUUGGCAUACACUACUUGAUUGAGAAAAACUUAGUAGUUCACUACACUGCAAACCAUUGUUCUCUUACCUUUCUCUGAAAAUCCAUUCACUUUGCUGUUGUUGAGAUCAUAUCAUCAUGGCUGGUGCACUUGUUGGUGGAGCUUUCCUUUCUGGCUUCAUUAACGUUGUCUUUGACAGGUUGCUCACAAUGGAUACGGUCAACUGGGUCUUGGGCAAGAAACUUGGCCCUGACUUGGUUGAGAGGCUGAAAAUUUCUCUGCAUGCUGCUGAAACUGUGCUUGAUGAUGCUGAGUACAAGCAACUGGGCGACGAACGUGUGAGGGAUUGGCUCAACAGUCUCAGGGAUGCUGUUUAUGACGCUGAUGACUUUCUGGACUCUGUACACACCAAAGCCGCCACUCAAAAGGAGGUACGUUCUUCCAAGCUUAGUUUCUUCCUCAACCGACAUAGGAAGAUGGUAGAUUACAUGGAAGGGGUGGUUUCAAGAAUAGAAUUUCUUGUAAGGCAAAAAGAUAUCCUUGGUCUUCAAAAGACUACCAAGGAUAAUAACUUGUCAUCAUCAUCAUCGUCAUCAUGGCGAGAAACCACAUGUCUGAUGGAAGGAAACAUAUAUGGCAGGGAGGAUGAGCAACAAGCUUUAAUCAAAACAAUAAAUGACAAGAGUGAAUCUCAGUUAUCUGUGAUUCCUAUUGUUGGCAUGGGUGGGGUUGGUAAAACAACCUUAGCCAAAUGGGUGUACAGUGUCGUGGAAGAAUUUGAUCUCAAAGCAUGGGUCUGCAUCUCUGAAACAUUUCAUGUUGCUGAGAUUACAAAGAAAACCAUUGAGGAAAUUACAAAAACUACUUGUAGCCUUGGGAGUUUAAAUUUGCUUCAAAAUGAAUUGCAGAAAAUCUUGUCAGGAAAGAAGUUCUUUAUUGUUCUAGACGAUGUCUGGAGCGAUGAUGCCGAUAAGUGGAAGCAAUUUAUAACUCCUUUUCACUGUGGGGCUAAGGGUAGUACAGGUCUUCUUACAACUCGCAAUCAAGAGGUUGCUUCAGUAGUUCAAACAUGUCCCUCUUGCACUCUUAAUGAGUUGUCGGAAGAGUCUUGUUGGUUAUUGUUUGCAGCCAAUGCAUGUUUUCCAGAGUCAAACGGGAACCCAGCACUAGAGGAUGUCGGUAGAAAGAUUGUGAAGAGGUGUAAGGGGUUGCCCUUAGCUGUAGAAACGGUUGGGCGUUUGUUGCGAGGAAAGGAUGAUGUUAAAGAAUGGAAUGUUGUUUUAAUGAAUGACAUUUGGGAAUUGAAAAAUAGUAAAAUUAUUCCAGCAUUGUUAAUAAGCUACUUCCAGCUACCUCCUUACUUGAAGCGUUGUUUCGUUUAUUGUUCCUUGUUUCCCAAAGAUCAUGAGUUUGAGAAAAAUGAACUAGUUUUGCUGUGGAUGGCUGAAGAUCUUUUAAGGCUACCAAAGAGAGGAGAGAGUUUAGAAGAGGUUGGUUCUCAGUGUUUUGAAGAAUUAGCUUCAAGGUUAUUUUUUAAACCAGCUGAGUAUCCUCGUGACACGUACGUGAUGCACGAUCUCUUGCAUGACUUGGCAAUAUUCCUUGCUGGAGACUUCUAUUGUAGAAUAGAAGAGCUUGGUGAACAACAAAAGAAGAAGGUUCUCACUCGUCAUUUGUCACAUUUGCCAUAUGGAAGCUUAGAUCAUCCAAUCUCAAAAGUCUUUAAGUCCGUUGUGAAAGCAGAAUCUUUGAGGACAUCGUUGUAUAUCAAUGAUUUGUUAAGCAUGGAAAGCAGAGCAUCAAAGUUGAAAUACUUGAGAGUUUUAUCCUUUCGUGGACUUGGUGCAUUACCUGAUUCAAUAGGUAAAUUGAUUCAUCUACGCUAUUUGAAUCUCUCUUGGACCUAUGUGAAGACAUUACCAGAGUCAUUAUGCAACUUGUAUAAUCUACAAACAUUAAUAUUGUAUAAAUGUUCUAAGCUGACCAUGUUGCCCAAUGGCAUGCAUAAACUUGUGAAUUUACGGCAUCUUGAUCUUAGGGGAACUUCUUUGAAAGAAAUGCCUAGAGGAAUAAGUAAAUUGAAAAUGCCUGUUUUAGAUUACGUUGUGGUGGGCAAGCACAAAGACAAUGGAAUCCAAAAACUAGGAGGGCUCUCAAAUCUCGAAGGAUCAUUUGAGAUUAAGAAGUUGGAGAAUGUUGCUGAUGUCAGACAAGCAAGGAGUGCAAGGAUGUCGGAGAAGAACCACAUUGACAUGUUAUUGUUGGAAUGGUCUUGGGAUCGUGAGAUGGUUUCAAACACAGAGACUGAGAGAGAUAUACUCGACGGCUUGCAACCGCACACUGGCUUGAAAGUGUUGUGGAUCGAGCGAUAUAUGGGCAAAAGAUUUCCAGAUUGGGUGGGACACUCUUCUUACAACAAUAUAACAUGGGUAACACUAGCAUUUUGCAACAAUUGCUGCAUGCUGCCUUCACUUGGACAACUGCCAUCUCUCAAGUCCCUGUUCAUUGAAGGUUUUGACCAGCUCAAGCGUAUUGGUGAUGAGUUUUACAAGAGUGACAACGAUCAUCAUUCCUCGCCUAUUGCACCCUUUCAUUCACUCGAGGAAUUGGUGUUUGAUAACAUGCCAUGCUGGGAGGAGUGGCACGUACCUCACCCAGAAGCUUUUCCUCGGCUUAGGACACUUGAAAUAAGAAAUUGUCCAAUGUUAACCGGAGAUAUGCUUAACAACAUAUUGUGGAGAAGGGUUUGUUGUUUGCGGGAAGAUGAAGAAGGAAGGUGUGAUGAGAUGGUAGGUGGUGGGGAUGCUUUAUCAACAAGGCCAUCUCAAUCAUUUAAUGCAACCACCAUCAACCAUCUACGUAUUUCAGGGUGUCCGUCUAUUGUAUCCUUGUCGUUGGAUGUCUUUCCCAAUCUCAACAAUUUGGAGAUAAGAGAGUGUGAGAAUCUGGAAUCAGUGUCAAUGUCAGAGGCACCACACGCUGCUCUUCAACAGCUCUCCAUAUCUGAAUGUCCCGAAUUAGUGUCAUUAGCAGGAGAAGGACUGGCUGCACCCAACUUGAUUCAUCUUCAAGUCACAGUUUGUGAGAAGUUGGAGGCAUUACCACGUGACAUGAAGAGUCUACUCCAAAGUUUACAGACUCUCGAGAUAUCUGGUUGCUCAGACAUGUGCAGGUUGGCAGAGGGUGAUUUGCCGCCUAACUUGAAAUCCCUUGAAGUGGGAAUUUGCGAGCAACAAAUGAGGGAUCUAUCAUGGAUGCCCAACUUGCACGUCCUCACUCAUCUUUCCAUUAAUGGGAGGGAGUGUAAGAACAUAAAGUCAUACCCAGAGGUGGGUUCGCUGCCUCACCUUCCCUCCCUUACCACUCUCAACAUAUGGGGGUUUGAUAAUCUGGAGACAUUGGAGUGCAACGAGCUUCUCCGCCUCACCUCCCUUCAACAACUAUACAUUUAUUGUUGUCCAAAGCUGGAGAAUAUAGAAGGAGAAAAGCUGCCUCCCUCUCUCUUCCUACUGAGAAUUGAAUACAGUGGUUUGCUGGAAGAACACUGCAAGAACAAGCAUCAACUAAUCUGGCCCAAAAUUUCCCACAUCCCCACCAUUCAAGUCGAUUGA